UGUGUCCUGGGGCUCUCUGUGACACAGUGCACCGUGGUCACCAUGGGAUGGUAAGGGAGAGAGUGUUCCAUGGUGACCCUUUGUGACACGUCGUGAUAUAUGUGCUGACAGUGACACAGCCGUGCCACAGUGCUCGGUGCACACAACGGGACAGGACGGGAAAGAGCAGUGCAGUGAGGAGCCCCCACACAGCCAACUCAUUCCUUGCUGACCCGGAGCUUUUCCGAGGCGUUCUCUGUGCAGGUGACCUCGAGGCCAGGCUGCGGGACUCGGUGACGUGGAGCAUUUCCGAAGCGUCUGCCAUCCCUGCGGCCAGUGCCCUCGAAGAUAGACUGCGGGACUCUCAGUCCUAUUUCUUUCUAGAGACUUCUCUCUUGCUGGUGCCCUUGAGGACAGACUGCAGGACUUACUGUCCUGUAACAUUCCCAAGGCCCCUCUGUUGCAGGUGCCUUCUAGGUACGACUGCAGCACUUGCUCAUCUUCAGCUCUUCCGAGGCCUCUCUGCUUCAGCAGGCACUCAUAACUGCAAAGAGUGACAUGGAGCAGAGACCACCCAGCAUGACCAAGCUGGCCUGGGUGGAGGAGGAAGAGGCUGGAGCUCAGACAGCACAGCAGCCUGAAGAACUGGAGCAGUUCCAGCUGCUGCAGGAGGAUGCAGCCGAGGAGCGGACACAAGAGCAGGAAGCCGCCCCUGGCCGCUUUUGCGGAACAGCGCAGGUACCUGUGGCCAUCCCUACCUGGGCUGGGCCUGCUGUCACUGCUCAGCCAAGCACCAGGCUUGGAGUGCUCCAUGGAUGCUCCCUCCCUUCCUGCCCUUCUCCUGCAGACCCUCUGUGACUCCAUCAUGUGCCUUUGGCAGGAAGAGACCGCUGGUGUGGGCACCGGCCUCUUGGCGGAGCUUCUGUUCCUCAAUGCUGAGACCGGUGCUGCCAUGCUGGAUUUGCUUGUGGAGGAGGGUGUCUCCGAUCCAACGCAAGUGCCCGCCAUGGUGAGGUACAUCCACCAGUGGCUCACGGCCAAUGAGUCUGCUGGGCACAGGCUGGACGAGGCCCUUCUGGAGCUGACCGAGGAAUACCCCUCGGACGUGAUGAUCACCCUAUUGCGCUGGGCCCCAUCGUGUGACAGAGCUGCCGCGACCAUGUGGGGAACCAUCAUGUCCUCGAGCAGGACUGCGGAGCCGGCGCUGCAGUUACUCCUCGACGCGCUCAGCGCCUGGCCAGUGUACAGCGUGUACACCUCUGAUGGGGACAAUGCAGGAGUCUUUGCCCUGGCUGCAACCGUGGCACUGUGGAGAGUCUUCAAUCUGACCUGGCGCUCCCCUGUUGUGCUGGAGUAUUUCCCCAAUCUCUUUCUGCGUCUGCUCUUCCAAGCUUACAUCAGCACGCAGGAGAUGCCAGAAGAGGUUGAGACUUUCUGGAAGGGAUGCCAGGAGGAACACGGCCUCGCCGCCAACCCCAACAGCUUUGCACUGCAGACCCUGAAGGCCCUGCUCUGCCAAAUGCGCUAUGAGCACGUGGUGGUGUCAAUGGAACGCAAGCGUGCCUGGGACACGCUGCUCUGUGCUGACACCCACCACUAUGCAGUGCGUCUUCUGGCCAGGUGAGACCUCGUUCUCCCC
Haemorhous mexicanus (house finch) is the source of this 1618-nucleotide messenger RNA. RefSeq lists its product as uncharacterized. The coding region runs from base 653 to 1603 and encodes 316 amino acids. Gene Ontology annotation, cellular component: cytoplasm. The transcript has 6 exons. The record is from RefSeq and is a predicted model, not a curated record. NCBI's taxonomy places the organism in Eukaryota, Metazoa, Chordata, Aves, Passeriformes, Fringillidae.